AUUGGUACGUAGACGUCCGUACCCAUCCUCGGGAGGCUAUAGGACAUCUAGGAAACACUCCACUUCUUUUUCUCUUUUCGUGCUAGUUCAAUCCGAUUGGUAUCUGGUUCAUUCUUUUCGUGCGAGAUUGUUUAUAUUGGUAUCUUAACCUCAUUUCUAUGUUCUCCCACAGAUGGUGAGGACGCGAUCGACUGCUACUGGAGGCCAGGAGCCUGCACCUGCACCUGCACCCGCACCCGCAUCCAUACCCGUGGCCCGAGCAGCUGUCCAUGGGCGAGGUAGGGGACGUGGCAGGGGCAGAGGCCAUGCACCUAUUCCAGAUAGGAACCAAGCAGCAGCACCUGCUCAGGACCCUGACAUAGAGUUGACUCCGGAGCUUGACGACAUUCCGGAGGAGGAGAUUAGGGCUGCUGAGGCACAGCCUGGGGUCGCUGCUACUCCUGAUUUUCAGGAGGCUGUGUUUCGAGUGUUGGGGUACUUUGACAGUUUGGCUCAGGCGGGCAUGAUUCCAGUUGCUCCAGAUGGCUCGCAGACUAGAGUGGGAGGUUAUACUCCCGAUGCUACAGUUGCUCCAGGAUUUCGGACAUCGAGGGUAUUGCCGGCAGCAGCAGUGGCUCCCCGUAUUGAUACUACCCCAGCGCCUGAUUUUGCUCUAAGGCCUAUGGAUGGACCAGUGUUGACCAGUGAGGAGCGAAAAUUGUUCGAGGGGUUUACCAAAAUGUCACCUCCUUGGUUCUAUGGUACUCCCGGGGAGGAUGCGUAUGAGUUUAUUGUUAGCUGCCAUGAGAUGCUUCAUAAGUUGGGUGUAGUGGAGUCUCACAGGGUCGAUUAUGUUUCUUUCCAGUUAGUUGGGGAUGCCAAGCAGUGGUGGAGAUCGUACAUGGAGUGUCGACCAAUUGGGUCGCCACCUUUGACCUGGACCCAGUUCUACCAGGUAUUCCUAGAAAAAUAUGUCCCUCGUACUCUAAGAGACAACAUGAAGGAUGAGUUUUCGACAUUGGAGCAGCGGGGUAGGUCGGUUGCGGAGUAUGAGACCAGAUUUCUCACUUUGUCCCGUUAUGCGACGGCAUUACUUCCCACAGAAGCUGAAAGAUUGGAGGCUUCUGGGGCCUCAUUUCAGUCAGUAGUGGAGCAUGCCAGGAAGGUUGAGUCAGAGAUGGGUCGGGCACAUAGUGGGGGUGGUGACAAGAAAGCUCGUAGAUUUGACAGUUUUAGAGGUUCUAUUAGAGGUGGGGGACACCAUGACAGGGUUCGUCAUCAUCCCUACAACCACCCUAUCCAGUCAUCACUACAGGCUUUAGCAGGUGGUCCUUCAAGUUAA
Messenger RNA from Lycium barbarum (goji berry), 1321 nucleotides. RefSeq lists its product as uncharacterized. The transcript is spliced from 2 exons. The record is from RefSeq and is a predicted model, not a curated record. Lineage: Eukaryota; Viridiplantae; Streptophyta; Magnoliopsida; Solanales; Solanaceae. Bases 173 to 1321 code for a protein of 382 amino acids.